AUGCCUUCGGCCACCGCACGGCGAUUAUACGAGGACCAAAUACCGUCCUUUAUGUCCGUCUUCGAUCUGGGUGCCGAGACGAUGGACGACCAAAGCACUGUCACCGUUGUCGACCCCAAAAUAAUAGGCUUCCCCAGCUCCAGCUUCGCCGAGAAGCAGCUGUCCAGCCUCACUCACCCAUCCUCCGCAAGCACGACGGGCCCCGCUGCACCACCGCCACUCUCCGAUCCGUCGCACCGCCACCACGACAGCACGUCGACACAAAUGUCCGAGUCGGCUGACUCGUCGCCCACAACCACAAUGUCAUGCACAGACUCGUCCUCUCUCUCUGACCCGUCGCCGUCGUCCUCGCCCGACUCACCAAUAAACCUCCUUCCGCUUGCCGCCUUCCCUGGCCCCUCGUUUGGCGGUUUCGCUUCCAUGUCGACUGGUUUGGCCUCUUUGUCAGUCAUUGACCCGAAUAACGGCAACACCACCAACAGCAACAACAACAAUGGCGGCCAAGGCCUUGAGCGCCCCAUGACCUCACCGUCGCCAAGGCGGCGCAACAUGAAGGGUCUGUCCAUCCAGCCGCCAUUCGUGUCACCGACAUUGCCUACGUCGACGCAGAUUUCUGAACCGACAUCACCAUCUUUCAUCAAGCCUCAGAUCCCCGCCAUGAAGCGUAAACCCAGCCAGCUCAGCUUGAAGACCACCACCCACGACCUUGUCAAGUCCACGGCAAUUGAGGUGCCUCAGUCGCCAUCCUUGGCCAUUCCGCCCAUCCUCCAGCGACGCGCGCUGAAGCACUCGACGUCCUCGCCACACAUCUUGUCAUCGCUCAACUCCUCGACAUUUGGUCCGCCAGGCGGCAUGACUUUCCCCACCGUUCUCGAGCGCAAUGAGUCGGGCCUCUCUGAAUUCUUGCGCCCUUCCAAACCGGCUGGUCCGGUCGGGUUGGACGCCACUAUUCUUGAGGAGGAGUCGCCAAUUCGCGCGCAGAUUGCAAAUCGUGCCGCGUACGAGUUUGAGCCGUACCAUGAGGUCGAGAAUAAUGAGGACCAGAAGACGCCCGGCUACCCCGAUGGCCCGAUCGCUAUUUACGAUGACAAUGUGUUUUUGUACCUCGAGCCGACAGCAGAAGAGGCUUCGCGCUUUGAUGUUGUCAUCAAUGUCGCUCGCGAGGUGAAGAACCCAUUCAAGUCGAACGCCAAACAAACCCAGGCGCAGUCAAACCCGCUCCCACCACAACAGCAGCAGCAGCAGCAGCAACAGCAACAUCAACUGUCACCGCCUCGGCUGAACGAGCCGAGAAAUGCGGUGCCCAAACUGGCCCCGAUUAUGGAACCGGCCAUGGAGCAAGAAGCUGAGCCUGCGGCUGAAUGCGAGCAAGUCAACGGGAGUAUUCCUAUAGUGACGGAGCCUACCACCAAAAGGUUGGAGGCUUCGCAUGCCGCCACUUCGUCCCGCCUCAAGCGAAAAGCGCCGGCAUUGUCUCUGACGCUGGCCGAGCCGUCUACUAGUGCGACAGAGGCAGGCAAUGAGGACAACACCCCCACUACCCCGAAGGCCACCCAAACCUUGCAAGAGCCCGAGUACAUCCACAUUCCGUGGGACCAUAAUACCGACAUUGGCCAGGACCUCAUGAUGCUCUGCGAAGCGAUCGACAAGCGCACGAAGGAAGGGAAGAAGGUUCUGAUCCACUGCCAACAGGGCGCGAGUCGAUCGGCCAGUCUGAUCAUCGCGUACGGCAUGUACCAGAAUCCAGAGCUGACUGUCAAUGACUCCUACUACGCGGCUCAAGCCAAGAGUAGAUGGAUCAGCCCCAAUAUGCGGCUGAUGUACUGCCUGCAGGAUUUCCAAAAGGAGGUCAGAAAGCGGAGAGGCUCGAAUUCCUGGCUCCGGCCAGGCCGGAGUCCGACCAAGCACCGUGCAGCGCUCUCCAUGGACGCGAUUGAAAUAUCGCCCAAGGAGCCCCUAUCUGCACCACUUCCCGCCGAGGAUGCAAAUGGAAGCGGUAGUGCCACAAUAAACAGUCCGGAGAGAAGUCCCAUGCGGCCACGCGGCAACUCGACGCCAAACAGCCGGGAACCCAUCUCGCCGGGCCCAUCCUCGGCACCAUCCAGCUUUUCGUGGGAUGAGAAGGAGGAUGAAAGCGACCCGCAGCGGUUCGGCCGGUUCGACUUUGGUUUCACGUCGACUGGUCUUCAGCCACCGAAAUUGAAUGCCCCGCCCUUGUCCCAGGCCCAGACCUUUGGCGGCAGCGGCGGUCUGACUCUGCCAGGUGGUGGCAACGGUACGGGUGGUGGUUUCAUGCGCCCGCCACCUUCGCCUGGCUUUGCCGCGCAUCGCUUUGGGGAGUUCCCCGGCAGCUCAUAUUCGAACCCUUCGUCGUCUGGAUUCCCGCUUCUCAGCCCUGGCUUCCCGCCACCGCGUAGCUCUUGUAGCGAUGGCCUGGACAGCAUCCUAGCUCGGAACAUGGACCCUCCUCCUUUGAGGCCUAUCAACUACAGCAACCCUCUCAAGACCACCGCCACCAAUAUUGCUAGAACUACUACCACUACCAAUACCAAUACCACUACGACCAAUGCUCCGCCUGCGCCUACCUUCAAGACGUCAUUCUUCAAUCUCCCCAGCAUCAUCGUCAAGCCAUCACCGAAACCGGAGCAGUCGAUCACAAUCCGCCCCGCAUAUGUGGACGAUGAUGAGCCGCUCAUGUCGCCGCGUGCAGAGACCAUGACGAACAACCCACUGCACGACCAGUUGGCCGACCACCAGCAGUACGCCGAGAUGUCGUCGGCGGGGGGCAUGCACUUUGUCGAGGCGCGGCCCACGCUGGUUGACGACAUGGACAAAGAGAUUUCCAACGAACUCUUCUCCCCACGCGAGACCAUGUUUCCGCGCGAUCCCUUUUUCCCGUUUGGCCGGCCCACGCAGGUGGACGAUCCACGCAGCCCGCCCACCAAGGGCGAAACGCCUAUUGUGCGUUCCAUUGAUGAAUUCAUAUGA
Molecule: messenger RNA, 2988 nt
Organism: Sporothrix brasiliensis 5110
Lineage: Eukaryota; Fungi; Ascomycota; Sordariomycetes; Ophiostomatales; Ophiostomataceae
Product: protein-tyrosine phosphatase
Exons: 1
Coding region: 1-2988 (995 amino acids)
Biological process (GO): protein dephosphorylation; negative regulation of MAPK cascade
Cellular component (GO): cytosol; cytoplasm; nucleus
Molecular function (GO): MAP kinase tyrosine/serine/threonine phosphatase activity; protein tyrosine/threonine phosphatase activity
Source: RefSeq, a predicted model, not a curated record